ACGAGGCUUCAAUUUCAGGGUGGUAUAAAGUAAAUUAGGUUUGAGUUUAUUUAUUUAUCAGCUCUGAAGUAAAACUGAACAAAGAAGAGAAAAUUAUUGCAAGUGUGUGGGAAAUGUACAGUUGUGCGAGUGCAACAGAAACCUUGAGAUGGAUAAACGCAAUCAUCGAAUUCAUAAAACCUUACAAUUCAAUCAUAAAUGCUCACGUCGUCAAUUUCUUCACCCACAAACUAUGGGAAUCCGUUGAUCAGCGAUGGAUUCAUUGUCUCCGUCACGAGCCUCUUCAACAUCUUCUCCUUAUUCCCUCCGCUGUCUCUCAGGAGCAUUGGCCUCAUUCUCUCAGAGAAUUUGUUGCGGAUUUGAGGUCUCUUGCAUUUCCUCGAGAUCAGGUGGACUUGGAAAAGGUGUUUCCUGGAUUGAACUUCACAUCGCUUAAUACUGUACUUUCGCAGGGCAUGAAUGUGAAGAAAAAACAUGAGGUAGAAGUUCUUUCUGCUGUUGUUAGUUUUAUUACAAACAGUGUGGGAGCUCAAACAAUUGUUGAUGUUGGUGCUGGUCAGGGUUACCUUGCACAAGUACUUUCCUUCCAGUACGAUCAUUCUGUAGUUGCCAUUGAUGCUUCUUCUCAUCAUGGAAGGGUAACAGAGAUGCGCGCAGAACGGAUAAAGAAACAUUAUGCAGCUCAGAUGCGUAAAUAUGAUUCAGGAAACAGGGUUCUGAAUAUACCUAAAACAAUUACAUGCCGUAUUAUGUCAAAUGACAUUUUAAAAGCUUUGACUGGCGCACCAGUUAAUGUGAAUGAAAUCAAGCAGCAAGAAUUGAGUUGGCAAGGUGCGGAAAGUAAUGCUUCAUUUGUACUUGCUGGAUUACAUGCUUGUGGUGAUCUUUCAGUGAACAUGGUGAUGACCUUUUUGGAGUGUAAAGAAAUCAAAGCAAUUGUUAGCAUUGGAUGCUGCUACAACUUGUUAUCAGAAGAAUGCUCGGACGCUGUUUAUUCUCACUGUGGUUUUCCAAUGAGUCUUGGUGUUAAGUCUGCAGGCAUAUCACUCGGGAAGAAUUUACGCGAUCUUGCUUGUCAGAGUGCGGACAGAUGGCGGAGUCUUGAUGAGGAUGCUGGUCUUCAAAAUUUGGAGUUGCAUGCUUUUCGAGCUGCUUUUCAGAUGGUUCUUCAAAAAUAUUACCCAGAUGUCCUAAAAGAAAGUCCUUCAAUUGGGCGUCAAGGAAAGACCAUGCGUCGUCAACGACAGAGAAGGGCUAUGCAUUCAGCUUUGCAUCAUGGACAAAAUAAACUUUCAACUUCUCCUCAGAGUUCUAAUAUGGAACAAAUAUGCUUCUCUCCACAGCCUGCAGUCUCUAAAUCUGAUAACAUUUCAGCUUCGGUGUUGGGAAUAGAUGCCUCAUUGCAUAAGGGGAUUAUUAGAUGCAAAAAAGACGAAUCUGAUGAAAAAUAUUUACAAUUUGAGAAAUUUAGUACGUCUGGACUUUCACGCCUUGGCCUCAAACCUUUGCAGGAGAUACAUCUUCAUGAAAUAUGGAAGGAAGUUGAACCAUUUGCUGAGCUUAUUGGAUGUUUUUGGUCUCUUCGAGCUGCUUUUGGUCCCAUACUUGAGACUCUUAUUCUGCUCGAUAGAUUAUUGUUCCUCCAGGAGCAAGGCAGUUCAAUUGAAGCAAAGAUGUUUCCCAUAUUUAAUCCCAUAUUAUCUCCUAGAAAUUUAGCCAUAAUUGCUAAAAGAAAAUGAUCAAAAUGGUAGGUUUUAACAAAACUAUCUUCGUCUUUAGUACUCAGGUUCUUCUCCUAUCACUAUUGAAUAGAACAUGGUAAGACGUAUGUUCUUAACAUUUUUUGUUGACUGGUAAACUUCAUGCUCACUGAUGUAGGUGCCAAUGAUACAGUACUGCUACCGAAAUCAUUAUGGUUGAUUUGUACAUUUCUUUUUGUGAUGAAUCUAUCGACUUGAAAUCAUUGGUUACUGAUUUGUAUUU
Messenger RNA from Mercurialis annua (annual mercury), 1983 nucleotides. RefSeq lists its product as uncharacterized. Bases 114 to 1739 code for a protein of 541 amino acids. The transcript has 11 exons. The record is from RefSeq and is a predicted model, not a curated record. NCBI's taxonomy places the organism in Eukaryota, Viridiplantae, Streptophyta, Magnoliopsida, Malpighiales, Euphorbiaceae.